UUAUUAUUAAUGUUUACUAUUCAUCAAUUAGUAUUAUUUUUUUGUUUACCAAUCAAUUCAUGAGUAUAAUUGAUCAAUUUGGUCGAUUUUGUCAAAAGUCCAAGGGAUGUGUCGCUGAUUUGUAAACCAUUGACUCCGCUGAUUUGAUUGUGUCGGUCUUUUUUAAAUUUGCUCUUCGGGUUGAAUGUGAAAAUGUUCUGGUGGAAACAACUUCGUUUACUUUUAAUGAAAAAUUAUGUUUCUCAUCGAAGACAAAAGUUGCGUGUUUUCAUGGAGAUAUUAUGGCCUCUUCUUUUGAUGGUUAUUCUUAUGUGGGUUCGAACUCGUGGUCUUCGGACAUUUGUUCACGAAUGUCACUUUGACCACAAGGCUAUGCCAUCCGCAGGAAUCGUUGAAUUCAUCAAAAGUACAAUUUGUUCAUUCAACAACACAUGUAAUCAACAAAUCACCGAUGGUAAAUCAACAUUACUCUCGGAACAAAGAUCAUCAACACCUUUUGAGCAAUUUGAAACCAUUCUGAGAACUCGAUUAACUAAUGAGAAUCUGAAUAAUUUCAAAGUCAUCGAUUCAGACUUGGAAACCUUGAGUCAAUUAACAAAACUAUUAACAAAUCCAAAAUCAUCAAUUCAAAAUUCCGUUAGAUUAAAAGAUUUGCUGGAUAAACCAAUUGGUGACACUUUUGCAAUGUACAAUUUAACCAAUGAUGAAAUUGAUUUUCUCGAUACUCUUACAAUUAACUGGACAAUCAUCCCUCUCAUGUUCAAAUAUCAAACAUUUAAUUUUUUCAAUCUUCUCUGUGAUGAAGAUAAAGGUGUAGAUGUUUCCAAUCAAAUAUUUACAUCCAACAAUUUAGAUCAUGAUCAAAUGAUUGAACAAUUAAGAGAAAAACUCUGUGAUAAUUACAAUUCCAAUAGUACCUCAUCUAGUGAUAGUAUUUCUAAGUCUUUUCAAGUUUUACAAUUACUUAACAAUCAAGCUCUUCUUCAUGAGAUUUCAACUAUAUCAAAAUCAUCAAUUGGUCAGGAUCUUCAUGUUAAACAAUUAACGGGAAUCGGUGAAACAAUCAAUCAUAUUGUUAACGAUGUUACCAAAAUGGAUCAAUUUGAUUCACUUUCAAGUGAUUUAACUAAUUAUUGGUACGCUCUUCGUGAUGCUGUUGAUAAUCCAGGAAACAAUACCAUUAGAUUAAUCCAAUUGUGGUUAUGUGGCCGAAACAGUUCACAAUUAUAUGAAAAUCUACCCGGUGGACCUGGAACUAGAUUAGAGGAAUUAGGUGAAGAGAUGAGAGCUCAUUUGAUUCACAAUCGACCAUCAAAUACAACGGAUUAUAUUUAUGAUAAUACAACAACUACUGAAUGUAACUCACUUUUUCUUUCCCUGGAAAGUGGAAGUGUCACCAAAGUCCUUUGGCGACAAUUUAAACCUUUCGUUCGCGGGAAGAUAAUUUACUCUCCUAAUCGUGCCUCAAUUAAACGAAUUUUAUCCAGAGUUUUAUAUUAUUUCCAACCGAUUCAAUUGUUUCAUAAUCUUUCAAUCAUAUGGAUUGAUGAGAUUGGUCCAAGACUAAAUGAGAGUCUUAAUGAUGAAUCUUCAUUAAUAAACAACAUAACUAGAUUAAUCUUAUCAAAUGAUAUCCCAUUUGCGACGGAUUUAAUUACUUCAAGGCUCGGUAUUAACUCUACCGAUGGUCGGGAUAAUGUCGUCUCAUUAUUGGGUCAGUUCAAGAACAUUACCCAAUUUAUAUCUACUGAUGGUCCAACGAUAUUGCAAACAAUUGACACUUUUCUGCGAAAACUCAAAAUGUACAUGGAAUGUAUCGAAUUGGAUAAAUUGGAAGCAUAUGAAAGUGAAGAUGAAAUAGUUCGUCGUGGUGGAGAGUUGAUGAGUGAGAACAAACUUUUUGCUGGAUUAGUUUUCGAAAAUUUCAAUUCGACAACAAAAAGUUCUAAUGAUUCAUCGAAUGAUAUUGAUGACGAUGUGUUACCACCUUAUGUACGGUACAAGAUUCGUAUGGAUUCGAGCAAAGUUGAUAGUACGAAGAAGAUUGAAGAUCGCAUACCUACACCUGGUGCUCGACGCAGAUCUCUCGUAGAUCUAAAGUACAUCACUUAUGGUUUUGCUUUUCUUCAAGAUCUCAUCGAAAAAUCAAUCAUUCGAGAGCACACAAAUGUAUCAACAGAUACUGGUAUUUAUCUGCAGCAAUUCCCGUAUCCAUGUCACAUUUUUGAUCAGUUUGUAAUGGCGAUAUCUCGUUCUUUCCCGAUGUUCAUGGUACUUUCAUGGGUAUAUAAUGCAUCGAUGAUCAUUAAAAGUAUUGUCCAUGAGAAAGAAUUACGAUUAAAAGAAGUGAUGAAAGUAAUGGGUCUAAGCAAUAGUGUCCUCUGGUCAUCGUGGUUCAUUGAAUCAUUUUCGUUCUUUACCUUGAGUUCAUUUCUCUUGGUACUGAUUCUUCAUUAUGGAAAAGUUUUAAUCUACAGCGAUCCAUUUAUUGUGUAUAUAUUUUUAAUCCUCUAUUCGAUAUCUGUGAUCACUUCAUGUUUUACAAUUAGCACUCUUUUUGGAAAGGCCAAUAUGGCCGCUGCUGGGGGUGGUAUGAUCUUCUUUAUGACUUAUCUUCCAUAUACAUUUUUAAUUCUUUGGGAGGAACUACUAUUUCCGUACGAAAAAGCGAUCGGGUGUCUCUUUCCUAAUGUAGCCUUUGGAUUUGGAUGUAGUUACUUGGCUCAUUUUGAAGAGGAAGGUGUUGGUAUCCAAUGGUCAAAUAUCGGGUCAAGUCCAAUAGCGAAUGACAAUUUCAACAUGUUGUAUGUUUUUAGCAUGUUAAUUGUUGUCAUUUUAAACAUUCUGAUGACAGUUUAUAUUGAGGCUGUUUUUCCUGGUCAAUUUGGUGUUCCGAAGCCAUUUUAUUUUUUUCUUAUGCCUUCAUAUUGGUGUGAAAACAAAAAGACAAUUCUCAAAGAUGAACGUUUACUGACCGAUAAAAAUGAGAAAAAUGUAUUUAUAGAAGAAGAACCUAAAGAUCUUAAACUUGGAAUCUCAAUUUCUAAACUAUCAAAAGUUUAUUCCGGUGGUAAAAUCGCUGUUGAUAAUUUAAGUUUAAAUUUCUACGAAGGACAAAUAACAAGUUUCCUUGGUCACAAUGGAGCGGGAAAAACAACCACAAUCUCAAUUCUAACAGGUCUCUUUCCACCCACCUCGGGAACUGCUUGGAUCUAUGGACACGAUAUAACAACAGAAAUGGACACAAUCCGUCAUAGUCUUGGAACUUGUCCCCAAUAUAAUGUUCUAUUUGGCCAUUUAACUGUAGCAGAGCAUCUUUGGUUUUAUGCUUCGUUAAAAGGAGCAGGACCUGAAGUGCAGAAAGAAAUUGAUGUUCUGAUCGAUGAUCUCGGUCUCUCACAUAAACGAGAUGAAUUUUCGACCAAUUUAUCUGGAGGAAUGCAAAGGAAACUCUCAAUCGCCAUUGCGUUUGUUGGAGGCUCUAGAACUGUGAUACUCGACGAACCAACUGCCGGAGUCGAUCCUUACUCACGACGAUCUAUUUGGGAACUUUUGAUAAAAUAUAAAGCGGGAAGAACAGUGAUCUUAACAACUCAUCAUAUGGAUGAAGCCGAUCUACUUGGUGAUCGAAUUGCUGUUAUUGGUAAUGGUAAAUUACGAUGUAUUGGAUCAUCAUUAUUCUUAAAAUCGAAAUUCGGAAGUGGUUAUUAUUUGACUUUUGUCACUAAAUCAAAUUCCAACCCAAAGCUAAUACAAGAAAACUCUUCACCUAAUCCACAACUAAAAGACAAUUCUCUAGUCAAAGAAAGCAAUAAUCUCGUUGUCCCUAAAGAAGAAACAAGACUAAAUCAUAGUAGUCCAAAAGGUUCAAAUGAUUCUCUCAGCUCUUCUCAAAAAGAAGUCAACUCAAUAAUCACUGAAUUGACUGAAUUCAUUCAGCGAUAUAUUCCUAAUGCUCAAAUGAUCGAAAAGGUUGGAUCUGAAUUAACUUAUCUACUGCCAACAAACUCUCAAGAAUCUGGAUCAUUACGAAAUUUACUUCGCGAAUUAGACGAUAAACUUGAGAAUUUAAAUGUUUUGAGCUAUGGAAUCUCAGACACCCCGUUAGAAGAAGUGUUUCUUCGUGUUACAGGGACACUUGAAGAAGAUCUUAAAAAGUCAAGCUCUUUAGAAGAAGCGGUGGAAAGUCUCACUGAUGGAGGAAGAUAUCCAUCAAGGCUUAGAUUAAAUAGCUCAUUUUGUAACAACUUAGCUCGAAUAUUCCAGCCUUCGCGAUACAUGAGUACUUCAAAUGGGCGGAAUAGAAACGAUAAACUAGACGAACACAUUCCAGGUCGUGAUGAAUGUAAUAUUCCGAUGAAAGAUCUUAAACCACCUGAGAAAAAUCCACUUACAAGUUAUCGAAUUCAGGGUUGGGAUCUUAAGAAGAGACAAUUUUGGGCAUUGCAAAGAAAAAGAUUCCAUCAUACUCGCCGAAAUUAUCGAUCUUUACUCUGUGAGAUCGUUCUUCCUGCUCUCUUGAUAUGUGUCGCUAUGUUGUUCACUUUAAUUGUACCUCCAAUUAUGGAGGAGCCACAAUUGGAACUGAAACCUUGGUUAUAUGGUCCACCGAAUUAUAUUUUCUUCAAUGAUGAUUCGUUAGGAAAACAACCUGUUGUUAGAAAGUAUAUCGAUGAACUGACUGGUGAUCCAGGAAUCGGAACGAAAUGUGUCCAAGGAAUACCAGAAAAAUAUCGUAAACUCAAACCUCAAUUAUACGCAUUUUCAUCAGUCAAACGAUCUCAAUGGUCUGAAAGUUGCGAUGCUGAGGUUACAGAUCGUAAUUUGACUUCACCCUACAACUUAACUGUAGUUAAUCAAUACCAAGAAUGCGAUUGCUCUUCAGGAACACAAGAAUGUCCUGAACCAGUGAUUGGAUUCGAACCACCUUCAACUCCAAUCAUCUCAGGAGAUAUUCUUUACAAUGCCACAGGACGAAACAUCUCUGAUUGGUUAGUGAAAACAAGUAAACAGUAUUACAAGAAAAGAUAUGGUGGUUAUUCCUUUGGUUACAGUAGUUCAAUAGGUUCAUUCAAUUAUACUUCCAUUGAGAGAUUAUUUUUUUACCUUCUUGAUUUGGCCCAAGUAAAAGAUAACCGAGAAAAUAUCGAGCGUACAAUCACUAACUUGACCUCUAUCCUCGAGCGAGCCGAGCUUUGGAACAAUGUUAAGGUCUGGUUUAAUAACAAGGGUUGGGCUGCUUCGGUUUCGUAUUUGAAUGCGAUCAACAAUGUGAUUCUAAGAGCAAAUUUACCAGAAAAUGUAGAUAAACGAUAUUAUGGGAUAACGGUGAUUAAUCAUCCAAUGAACUUCACCAAAGAUCAAUUGAGAGAUGAAAUGUUUCGACGUGGUGGUCUUUCUCUUUUACAUUCCAUUGCCGUUCUUUUUGCGAUGUCCUUCGUACCAGCGAGUUUUGUUCUCUACUUGAUUGAAGAUCGAAUCAGCGGAUCGAAGCAUCUUCAGUUCGUGAGCGGUGUCAAUCCAAAUGUCUAUUGGAUUUCCACCUUCAUUUGGGAUAUGGUGAAUUAUUUGAUUCCAACGUUUCUCUGUUUGAUAAUCUUCAUAGCAUUCAAUGCAGAAGCUUAUAUAAAAUCUCCAAAUAUCUAUGCGUUUAUUACUCUUCUAAUUCUCUAUGGGUUCGCUUCAAUUCCACUCAUGUAUCCGACUGUAUAUCUUUUCAAAGUACCAAGUUCAGCUUUCGUUGUUUUAUCUUCGAUUAAUCUUUUCAUUGGCACUGUCAGUACGGUUGCUACGUUCGUACUCGAACUUUUUGACGAUGAUGAACUUCAGCUAAUUGGUAACAAGUUGAAAGUAGUCUUUCUUAUUUUCCCUCAAUACUGUUUGGGACGAGGACUUCUCGAAAUGUCCGCUAACCACUUGGCUUCUCGUGCAUUCGCUAAAUUUGGUGUAUCGUUUGAAAAGAAUCCUUUUGAAUUCAGUUACAUUGGGCGUAAUAUGUUGGCUCUUUUCAUCCAAGGAAUCAUAUUUUUCGCAUUGAUUCUGUGGUUUGAAUCUGGAAUUCUGUCCUGGAGAAUGAGAAAACCAAAAGCACCGAAUGUGGAUGAUGAUGAGGAAGACGACGACGUUGCUAGUGAGAGGGAACGCAUACUUGGAGGCUUUGCAUCAGAAUAUCCUCUUCGAUUGGAAAAUUUAACUAAAAUUUAUCAAGAUGGACAAAUUCCAGCGGUAAAUAAGCUUUGGAUGUCCGUUGCUCCGGGCGAGUGUUUUGGUCUAUUGGGUGUCAAUGGUGCAGGGAAAACAUCCACGUUUAAAAUGUUGACCGGAGAAAUAAAGAUCUCAUCGGGUGAGGCUUUUAUCGCUGGAUUCAGGGUGAAAAAUGAAUUGACCAAAGCUCGUCAACAUAUCGGUUAUUGUCCACAAUUUGACGCUCUUGAUCCUUUUCUAACUGGCUGGGAACAUCUUGAACUUUAUUCUAGAUUAAGAGGAAUCCCAGAAGAAAAGAUUAAAAAAGUAGUUCGUUGGUCCAUCAAGAAACUUGGACUCUACGAAUACAGUAAUGUUGUUGCUGGUUCAUAUUCGGGAGGGAAUAAGAGGAAAUUGUCCACUGCAAUUGCUCUGGUUGGUCAACCAUCAGUUGUUUUCCUCGAUGAACCAACAACCGGAAUGGAUCCGAAGGCCCGACGCUUCCUUUGGAAUUGUAUAAUCGACAUUGUAAAAGAUAAAUGUGCCGUCGUGUUAACUUCUCAUUCCAUGGAGGAAUGUGAAGCUCUUUGUACUCGAUUGGCUGUAAUGGUGAACGGACGAUUCCGAUGUUUAGGUAGCACUCAACAUUUAAAGAAUAAAUUUGGUGAAGGUUAUAUGGUAACUCUUCGAGUGGGUCGAGGGGAGGAAUGCAAAGGAGCAGCUCAAUCGUUCAUUGAUGGUGCUUUCGGUGGUGAAGCUUCAUUGAAGGAAGUUCAUCUCAAUCAAAUGGAAUAUCAAAUUGGAUCAAAGAUUAGAAUCUCAUCCAUUUUCUCUGAACUCGAAAAGUCAAAGAAUCUCGGAAUAGUCAGUGAUUAUUCAGUUACUCAAACAACAUUAGAUCAAGUGUUUAUCCGAUUUGCUCGAAAUCAAAAAGAUCAAGUGAAACAAUCAAAAUCUCAAUCAAUCUAAUUUAUUUAAAACUCAAUCAUAUUUUCAAUUUACUUUGUAAUCAAUAAAACUUUUCGUUAUUUUAUCUUACAA
This is a messenger RNA of Panonychus citri (citrus red mite), 7224 nucleotides long. Its product is annotated as phospholipid-transporting ATPase ABCA7-like. Gene Ontology annotation, biological process: transmembrane transport; lipid transport. The record is from RefSeq and is a predicted model, not a curated record. Gene Ontology annotation, cellular component: membrane; intracellular membrane-bounded organelle. Gene Ontology annotation, molecular function: ATP binding; lipid carrier activity; ATP hydrolysis activity. Lineage: Eukaryota; Metazoa; Arthropoda; Arachnida; Trombidiformes; Tetranychidae.